GACAAAGAAGUAACUUUUCACGCAUCGUCACGCAUUUCCUAUUACCUUUCUUUGGCAGAGAAAGAAAAUACCACAGGUGUGUUAUCAUUGACCUAAUUUCCAAAUUUUGUAUGAUUAGGUUAGUAUAAAAACAGUAGAAAUUCUGGGUAAGUCAUCAUUUCUUAUAAGUAAGAAAAGUAUUACAAACAUGUCUCGCUUUGCUUUCCUCCUGUUGUGUGUCCAGGCUGGUCUGAUCCAGACUGCUCUGUGCGGGCUGCCGUGUGGUUGCAGUCAAAUUUCUUACGCGCCCUCCGGUUGCAUCGGAGGCGUCGAAAAAGUCAUCGAGAACUACAGUGUUAGUGCGCCAAGCUGCAGCAUUAGUGCAUAUGAGUACAAUGCACCCAGCGUCAGCUACAGUGCGCCUAGCGUCAGCUACAAUUCGCCUAGCAUCAGCUACAGUUCGCCUAGCGUCAGCUACAGUACGCCUAGCAUUGCCGUAAGUGCACCUAGCAUCAGCCUGGGUACAUCUAGUAUAAGCAGCGGCUACGGCGCGUCGUACGGCGGCGAGGGUGCCGGAGUGGUGCGCGCUGAGGGCGACAUCGGUGCGUACGGAAACACGGCCGUCGUCGGAUCCGUGCCGGUGCUCGGCUCAGUGGUGUUCAGUGGCAGGGUGCCGGCGACCGGCUCCGUGUCCAUCCGGGGACAGUGCGGGUGCGGCUGCAAAAUUUAAAGUAGACGAAAAUAAAAUGUAAUAAAAAAAUAAACCGUG
Messenger RNA from Cydia pomonella (codling moth), 748 nucleotides. Its product is annotated as chorion class A protein Ld2/Ld41-like. Lineage: Eukaryota; Metazoa; Arthropoda; Insecta; Lepidoptera; Tortricidae. The transcript is spliced from 2 exons. Bases 188 to 709 code for a protein of 173 amino acids. The record is from RefSeq and is a predicted model, not a curated record.